Messenger RNA from Nymphaea colorata (pocket water lily), 2841 nucleotides. Its product is annotated as KH domain-containing protein HEN4-like. The transcript has 8 exons. Bases 453 to 2519 code for a protein of 688 amino acids. Gene Ontology annotation, cellular component: cytoplasm; nucleus. Gene Ontology annotation, molecular function: mRNA binding. NCBI's taxonomy places the organism in Eukaryota, Viridiplantae, Streptophyta, Magnoliopsida, Nymphaeales, Nymphaeaceae. Gene Ontology annotation, biological process: regulation of gene expression. The record is from RefSeq and is a predicted model, not a curated record.
UAUUUCUACCGCGGUUCCCUCUAGAGGCGGCGUGUGAAUGCACUUGCGGCUUGAUCUUCGUUUCCGCUAAACCCCCCGCGCAACCCUCUUUUCCCUUGCCGCAUCUUCCUCUAGGGCUUCCCCGAGGGCCCGAACCGAACCCAAGCGUUUCUUUCCCUUAUUUUCUCUCUCCAUUUUUUUGGUUUUCCUCCUUCCGACUCUCGUCUUCCCAUUUUGAAAGUCUUCUCCCUUCUUUGCUCUUUGAAAGGUUUCGAGGGUUCGCUUCUCUGCAAGGUGUUUUAGGGUUUUGGCGAGGGUAAGCAGGUUUUUUUCUUCGCGGGCGUCACACAUUGGUACUGCUGAUUGUGCAUGUUUCACCUGCUUGGUGUUGGGCAAAUACCCCCCCUUUGCUUUCAGUUGCUCUAUUGUAUAUAUUCUGGCACAUCAGGUUGCCUGUUUGCAUUAUUGAGGACAUGUCUUUUGCGUUGACACCAUCUAAAAGACCCUAUGAGUGGAACCAUAUUCAGCCAAAUGGAAGGGAGAAGUGGAAUAGUUUCCCUUUACCUUCACAGCAUCAGAGAAAAUUGCCCUCUGAUUCUAUUGUGUUUCGAAUCCUUUGUCGUGCUUCAAAGACUGGAAGUGUGAUUGGUAAAGGUGGGACUAUUGUCACACAAAUACGUAAAGAAACUGGGGCAAAAAUACGAGUAGAAGAACCCCUUCCUGGUUGUGAGGAACGAGUAGUUGUUAUAAUAGGACCUGAAAAGGACAAAGAGGCUGAUAAGGAGCAGGGCAGAGAGGAUGGUGAUGAAAAUGAAGGUGGAGACAAUGGCAAGGAAAUAAAAGAACAGGAUGAUGAGAAGGAUGAUAAAGAAUCAGAGCCUUUAAAAGACCAACAGGGUGAAAAAGGUAUUCCACCAGCACAAAAGGCAUUAUUGCUUGUUUUCGAGAGAAUGGUUGAAGGGGAGUCUGAGAAUGAGACCGAAGAUGAAGCAAGCAAGAAAUCCAGCUUUGUUGUAAGGCUGCUUGUGCCUUCAAUCCAAGUGGGUUGCAUUCUUGGGAAAGGUGGAAGUGUAAUUAAACAAAUGUCAGCUGAGAGUGGGGCACAAAUAAGAAUCCUUCCAAGAGAUAAGAUACCUUCAUGUGCUCUGCCAUCUGAAGAACUGGUUCAGAUUUCUGGACCAGUGGAUUCGGCAAGAAAAGCUCUUCAAUCUGUUUCUCAACAGCUUCUGGAAAAUCCUCCGCGCGAGAGGGAUACAUUUCCUGCAGGCAAAUCAUCUUUUCUGGCAACACAUCCACUUGGUCCUGUCCCUCAUUCAGAAGUCCCGCCUCCCAUAGGCUACCAUUCUUCUGCUCAAGGUCCUCGUCAUGCCUUUGGCUUGCAUGAUGGGAAUGAUUUUUUCCCAAGUGCUUCUCCUUCUGUUUCUAUGUUUCAUGAUCCUGCUAGAUCAAGUCGGGUUAAUAGUCCACCAGAUAUUCUCAGUUUUCGUUUGUUAUGUACUAAUGAGAAGGUUGGAGGUGUGAUUGGAAAGGGAGGAAGUAUAGUGAGAAAUAUUCACAGUGAGACAGGUGCUGAUAUCAAAAUCCUUGAUGCUGUACAAGAUACUGAUGAUCGGGUCAUAGCAAUUUCUGCUCCUGUUCACCCAAUGGAUAGGAUUGCUGCUGCUCAAGAUGCACUUCUUCGUGUACAACAUAGGGUUGUAAGAUCAGUUCCUGAUUCUAGUGACAAAAAUGUGCUUGCUCGGCUUCUUGUACCAUCCAAUCAGAUAGGGUGCCUGCUUGGAAAGGGUGGUAGCAUAAUGGCAGAGAUGAGAAAGCUCUCUGGGGCACAGAUACGUAUUUUGGGAAAGGAUCAGAUAUCAAAAUGUGCCUCAGAGCAUGAAGAAGAAGUUCAGGUAUCUGGGGAAUUUGAGUCAGUACAGGAGGCUCUUCUACAAGUUACCUCAAGGCUGCGCCAUAAUAUGUUUCGUGGUCCUCCUAUGCACCAUCCACCACAUAAUCCUUUCUCUGAGCACAUGCCUCCAAUGGUGUCAUACAUGGGAAGGCGAGAGCCAUCACCUCAAAGAAUGUAUCCCAGCUUUGGUCCCUCGCCGCGUAAAUUUGACCAGGGUGAGGUCCUUGCACCUCAUGAGGAACGACCUCUCUUCCCUCACGGUAUCCAGCCAGGGAUCCCCCAUGGUUCUGAAAGGAUGCCCAUGCCCACCUGGCCAUCACAUGGAAGUGGUGGGGCUGCUAGUGGUUUACCUGACUAUCCGGGGGCUGGCCCUCCAAGUAGGGUGACAGGAUUUGGAAGCCAUCCUGCCAUCAUCACAAACACAACUGUAGAAGUUGCUGUUCCACGUGCUUUUGUACCUUCAAUUUAUGGAGAGGAUGGAGAGUGUUUGCGGCAGAUUCGCCAGAUAUCAGGUGCCAAAAUUACCAUCACUGAACCUAGGCCAGGGGACACAGAGACAGUGAUCAUAAUAUCAGGAACACCUGAUCAAACUCAUGCUGCACAAAGUCUUCUACAGGCAUUUGUAAUGAGCGGGCAGGGGUCACCAUAAUGCUGCAUCUGACAGGUUUCUUACAUUUAUGCUCAACGCCAUCUAUUAGCAGUGCUAGAUCAACAUGAGUGGUGAUAAUCGUGCUAUUUGAUGUAUUUGUUUCUAUUGGUGUUUUGUUGGGGGAAGGGGAAAAGAGAGAGAAAGAGAUGCUGGCGGUUGUUUGUGCUUCGCUACAGUGGUAGGAAUGUCUGGUUCUCGGCAUUUUCUCCCUAAAGAUCAAACUAAUUUUUAGCUCAAGUUAGAAAUGGAUUUUGCUGAUUCAUGAAUGCAAAGUUCAAUCAAAGUGGAAUGAGAUUAGAGAUGGUCUGAUUUUAGCAGAUAA